Molecule: messenger RNA, 1132 nt
Organism: Cherax quadricarinatus
Lineage: Eukaryota; Metazoa; Arthropoda; Malacostraca; Decapoda; Parastacidae
Source: RefSeq, a predicted model, not a curated record
GUGUUGAGGCAGGGUAGCAGUGCUACCAUACUCACUCUCCUUCCUCACUCUAACCUGCUAACACAUUCAAUAAUUACUCGUCAUGGAGUGGUUUACGAUUACACUACUUCCACUGCUGGUUCUUCAAGUUGCUGCUCAAUUCCCUCGAACUUACCAAGAUGUUAUUCCAGCGCCAGGACUACCCAUCAACAUUCCCUCCAAUGAUGUUUCUCCUGUGGGAAACUUGGAUAGCAACUUUAUUCCCCUGAGUAAUACUCCAAACUUUCAAUUUGGUCAACAAAUAUUUCCUCCACGAUUUGGUUUUAACUUUGAUAGUACACGUUCUGGCCAAAUUGGUUCUCUUCCUCAAGACAUUGGUAUCGGACAAAUUAUUCCUUCUAAUCUCGGCCUAGAUAUUCGUCCAGCCCUGAGCCCAAAUGUUGCCAACUUUGGCACUGGUUCUGGUCCAACUUUCAGUGGUGCUGGCCAAGUCCCAGUGCUUAACUUCGGCCAAGCUUUAGGCAGUGGUCCAGCUGAUAGCCUACCCUUCCGUCAGAGUAUUACAAGCGUUCCCCAAUUUCAAAUACCCAGCAAGAGAAUUGAAGUUAUUAGUGGAAGACCUGUCUUCGGCAGUCAAGUGAACAGGGUAGAUAACUUCUUGAACCCAACUAUCACUCAGGUUGUCACUAUCGACCGCUUCGUUACUCUCACUGAUACAGCAUUCAACAGCGUAGCUGUUACUCUUACUUCCUUAAUUGUGCAAACAGUCACUACUGGAACAACAUUGGUACUAAGCACUCCCAUUAAUGACCGCAUCGCCCUGCAAACAUCGGUGGUACUUCGGCCUUCAUCGGUCACGCUUACCGAAGUAAAAUCUGACUUCAGAAUCGCUACGGAAGUGUCCAUAGAUCACGUAACAAUAACCCACACAUCCUACAUCAUAAAGCAGUUUACAUACACCACCACUGCCACUCAGAUACUAACCUACACAUCAACGUUGGUGCGGACGAAUGUAAAUACAGAAAGGAGCACUAUCACAGAUUACCUUACAGUGACUGACACUGUAUAUGUCCAGAGAGGCUAUGGAUCUCUUCCUUAAGGCACCAGCUUGUUAAUACUUUGUUCCCGGUUAUAAGAAUAAAUCUUAAUUUAG